Molecule: messenger RNA, 261 nt
Organism: Strongylus vulgaris
Lineage: Eukaryota; Metazoa; Nematoda; Chromadorea; Rhabditida; Strongylidae
Source: the annotation of a GenBank genome assembly
AUGAGCGGCCGCGCGUUCACCACUCACAAUAAAAGGCAAGCGAACGAUCGACUAAGGACGAAGGAGUCACACCUUGGACGACGACGUCGAGGAAUCGAUGCCGCCGAUGGCGAACCAAAGAAGAGCGCCUGUCAACGAUUCAGAAGAUGCACCAUGAUCGCUGACUCACGACACUGUGGGGAAUGCGACAAAUUUGCGGCGCCGAAAAAAGGACUGCUUAAUGCCCACUAUGCCAUUACAAACCCGCCGCAAUGUCGGUGA